Labrus mixtus (cuckoo wrasse) is the source of this 2331-nucleotide messenger RNA. It is a transcript of the gene cldnd1b, whose product is annotated as claudin domain containing 1b. The coding region runs from base 368 to 1129 and encodes 253 amino acids. Gene Ontology annotation, cellular component: membrane. Lineage: Eukaryota; Metazoa; Chordata; Actinopteri; Labriformes; Labridae. The record is from RefSeq and is a predicted model, not a curated record. The transcript has 5 exons.
GAAGAAGAAAAAAAAACUUAACAACGUAGAAGAAGAGGGCGGAGGCCUGCUGGAAUAAAAAUACAGAACAUCAAGCAGAUAAUAUAACGACUACCGGAGUAAUGGUCGUCGUUUCAGUGAUGAGGUUGUGAACACCUCUGUGUGUGGGACGGUGCUCGAUGUUCAACAACAAUGACGAGAGUUUAAUGUUUAUGUCCCACCAACACUGUGACGUCAUCUCCCUGACAUGCCUUGGUGCCCAAACACCAAACGAAAACAUCAGUUUUAACCACACAACCCGGCUUUAGUGGGAGUCUGACCUCUUUAGUGUUUCAUUGAAUCAGGUACUAAGUAGAGAAACAGGCUCAGACUGAGCUCCGUACAUACCAUGGUAGAUAACCGCUAUGCCACAGCCUUGGUCAUCGGCUCGGUGCUGAGCCUGCUGGCCACAGUCUACCUCUCUGUGGCUGUGGGAACUCAGCACUGGUACCAGUACAGCAGUCCACCAGUUAAACGUGAGGGGAGCAACGCGUCCGAGCUGAGGGAGCUCAGAGAGGAGUUCAUCAACGGAGAGUUUGAUGAGAAGGCUUACAGCGACACCAUAUUCCGCCUGAAUGGCACCCUGGGACUGUGGUGGAGGUGCAUCCGGGUGCCUGGACAGACCCACUGGUUCAAAGAACCAGACCCAAAGAUGGAGACUCAGUGUGUGAGCUUCACUCUUCCUCAGCAGUUUAUUCCAAAGUACAAACACCCAGGAAACCACAACAGUGAGGAAGAUCUACUGAGAACAUACUUGUGGAGGUGUCAGUUUCUCCUGCCCUUAGUAUCUUUGGCGUUGGUGUUUCUGAGUGGCCUUGUUGGGGUCUGUGCCUGUCUGUGCCGCAGCUUCACCCCCACCUUGGGAGUGGGAGUGCUCCAUUUACUUGCAGGUCUGUGCACUCUGGGCAGCGUCUGCUGUUUCCUGGCCGGGAUAGACCUGCUCCACCAGUACUCCACACCACCUGAGGGGGUGGAGGGCUCGCUGGGUUGGUCGCUCUACCUCGCCCUCAUCUCCUUCCCUCUGCAGAUGAUGGCUGCUGCUUUGUUCCUGUGGGCGGCCAGGAGUCAUCGCAAAAACUACACUCGCAUGACUGCUUACAGAGUAGCCUAAAGAGAGAACCUAUAUUACAACGAGUUACUUUAAAAGAGCUCCGACAUAAUCCUGUUUCUGAUUUUUUUUUCUCAAGUAUAUCAGUCAAAGAACUGUACUGCUUUUCAUUUUUCACUUCUUUUGUCACAAUCUUAAAUUUAACUAUCACAUGGUAUCAGGUAAAGCAGGAAAAAACCAAACCAUUUUGCAGCGUAUCAUCAUAAGUGCUCAUAAAUAGAGGUUUCAUAUCUUUGAGUUGUGUUAUUUCAGCAUAUCUCACAUAUCUUAAAAAGCUUGUUCUUUAUUGUAUUUAUGCCGGGAUGUUAAGAGUGAUCUGUUUCUUGUGUGACCUGUGUUGCUGUGCAGUACUUCAUAUGCCUUCAUUUCAGUUGCCAUUGCUUCAGAAGCUGCUCAUCACCACAUUGUCCUUAAAUCAACAACGGAGGGGGAAAAAAAACUUGCACAAACUUCAGAUAUUCUAAGCCAGGGUAGCUUUCACUUAUAGUGCAUGACAGAUAUUUUAAAAGCCUUCUUUCUUUGUGUUUUUUUUUAUUCUUUGGAUUACCUAAACAAAAUCCAGCCUUUUCUUUGCAUGCCUUUUUCAGAUUUAAGAUAAGACGUCUGUCACCUGUGUGAACCGUCUGUGGUAUGUGUUUACUCUCCUAGAACUCGAACCACUCAUCUCCAAUUCCCGCCCUGUGUUUUUAAUGUCUAAUAUUUAUUAAUGUAGUUAAUUUGAAUGUAAACAAACUCAUUUGAUUUGAUACCACUCAAGAAAAACUGUGAUCUUUUUGUAACAUUUAAACUCUAAUGUUUAAGCCCAAAAAUUACACCACUGCCAUUUUACAUUAUAGAUGUUGAUAGCUGCGAUUCUUCAGGUGUUUUUUAAGUUUCAUUUGUUACCCGAAUGACUGAUUUAUCAAUUCAAAAUGUAAAAUGUAUAACACUUGUCCACUACAGUCAAAGAGACUGAUACUUUCACUGUAAAUUGAGUUGCAAAAAAUCUGACUUUGCAAUAAUAAAUGUACAUGACAUUAAACAUCUGUGUGGAUCAAUGUAAUGACUUUCCUACUUCGUAGCACCAAAAAAAAAAAGAAUUGUAAUUUUUUAAUGUUGUGGUUUUCUUACAUGUUUGUUGUGUAUACAAGGCUUUUGUAAAUGUACGUAUGUAUUUUCAUGUAAGCACACCGGUUUCUGAAACAAUAAAUUUGUCAUUUGCUGAA